CAUCUCAGUUCUGCGCUACGAAAAAAAGGUUACGUUUUCCAGCACUGUCGUCCUGCAGUUGGACGUUUUCCGUAAAAUAAACAAAUAAUAACAAAUAUACCCACAGAACAAUGAACAAAUUGAAGUCCAGCCAACACCGCGACAAGGUGAAGAAAUUCAUAUCGUUGACACAAACAGGCGAACAGACAGCAAUUUUCUGCCUGCAACAAAACGAUUGGAAGAUGGAUCUAGCCAGUGACAACUACUUCCAGAAUCCAGACUACUAUUAUCGCGAGCUGGAUCGUAAGCGAAUCGAGCAGCUCUUCGGACGUUAUCGUGAUCCCAGCGAUCCUCUUAAGAUCAACUCACAAGGCGUGAUCCGCUUCCUAGACGACCUGGAGCUGAAACCCGACUCCCAACUAGUGCUCAUCAUUGCGUGGAAGUUCCACGCCGAGGUGCAAUGCGAGUUCUCGCGCGACGAGUUUAUAAACGGAAUGUGCGACCUGGGCAUCGACAGCAUCGAUAAACUCAAGGCCAAGCUGCCGAUCCUUGAACAGGAAUUGAACGAUGCCGGCAAGUUUAAGGACUUCUAUCACUUCACUUUCAACUAUGCUAAGGAUCCAGGCCAGAAGGGGAUCGAUCUGGAUAUGGCCAUUGCAUACUGGUGCAUUGUACUGAGCGGGCGCUUCAAGUUUCUGGACAUCUGGUGCCAGUUUCUCGAGGAGAAGCACAAACGGGCCAUUUCGAGGGACACCUGGAAUCUACUGCUCGACUUUGCUACCAACAUCGACGACCGGAUGAGCAACUACGACUCUGAAGGCGCCUGGCCGGUGCUAAUCGAUGACUUUGUCGAGUGGUGCCAAGAGAACAACCAUCUUAAGGACGACUCCUCCCAGGGAUUCCAGCAGCAGUCCAGCUCCAGCACCCAAAACCAGAAGAUAUCUAGCGCCUACCAGACCUCGCACAGUACAAACAUGAACUAUGGCUAACGAAUUGUUAUUUGUGUUGUAUUCUCAUUAAUGAUAGAUUUGCUUUUAUUCUGAUUAUUCUAAAUAACGGAGAAACUAAGCAACGCCGGUAAAUUUACAAUUUCUCUAUAAAAGCGUAAUAAAUAAAUUUAGUAAAUGUAAA
Molecule: messenger RNA, 1110 nt
Organism: Drosophila bipectinata
Lineage: Eukaryota; Metazoa; Arthropoda; Insecta; Diptera; Drosophilidae
Gene: SCCRO
Product: defective in cullin neddylation 1 domain containing SCCRO
Biological process (GO): protein neddylation
Cellular component (GO): ubiquitin ligase complex
Molecular function (GO): ubiquitin conjugating enzyme binding; ubiquitin-like protein binding; cullin family protein binding
Source: RefSeq, a predicted model, not a curated record